AUGUACAAGCCAUCACCACCAGCCAGUCCAUCACCUACACCGCGUUCGCACACGUCGCACAGUCGACAAUCAUCGCUCACAUCGCCUGGACAGCAGACGAUCCAGUUUGCAGAGGAAGAGAGAGACAGGAUGAGAGCUGAGCAGAGUUUGCGCCACCAGCUCGAAGGAUUCACAUUACAAGACGUGGAUUAUGACGAAUACGACGAUUACUCGCUCGAGUACGGUCGCAACGACUACGAAUACACGCCGUCGAAAGGCUCAGAGGGACAUCCCACAGGUGACACGCCUCUGAAAGGGAUAGUGAAUGGCAGUACACCAGCACCGACGACAUCCUCACGCGCACUCCUCAGUAAAGAGCUAGACAGACUAAUAAGCAACAAGCCAGUCAAUCCAUCGCCAUUUAACCCAUCACGCUUCGGUGGUAGCACGUAUGAGGAGCCUAACCAUAGCAGGACUAUGGAUGGUGCUCGCUUGCCUGAUAUCACAGGUCUCACUUAUGCAACUGCGUCGCCGGAUAAGGCAGGCGAUACACACAAAUUGCUGUCUUCAAAACGCACUAAAUUGGGCAGAGAGGAUGAGCAAGUAAUCCUCAGCAGUAUAAAUAACCUCGAACAUAAAUUGGGCGCACUCAAUGCGGAGAACGCCCAGACGAGACAACGCGCACAGGAAUUGGAGGAGGAGUUGAUAUCAGCCAGACGAGAAGCGGCGCGCGCGAAAAAAGAGAGUGCACACGAAAUUGAACAGCAUUGGCAGGCGAGGUAUGCGGCUUUGGCUGAGGAGAAGAGAGCACUGGAGGAGAUGGCCAAGACACUGCGCAGCUUAGUGGAAAACCUCAAGAGCGAUCUCAACACACAGGCCCAAGUAAUCAACGAACUGAAGAGCGACGGCAGCGCAAACGAAGCGAAACUCGUCGAUAAAGAUAGGGAAAUCGGUUGGCUUAACGGACAAGUCACCAAACUCAACAAGGAUGUCGACGGGUUGUGGAGAGCGCUCAACGAGGGUAAGGAGAAGGAAGAAGAGAGGUCACGGAAAGAGAUAGAAGCAUUUAGGGAGAGAGACGCACUUAGGGAGAGAGAAGCUCUGCGUGAGAGAGAGGCUUUUGAGCAGAGAGAAGCACAGCGUGAAAGAGAGAAAGACAAAAAGAGAAAGAGAAAGAAAAAGAGAAAGAAAAAGAGAAAGAAAGAAAGAAUUGAGGAGAAAGAAAGACAAAAAGAGAAAGAGAAAGAAAAAGAGAAAGAAAGUCAGGCUUUGCACAAAUUGCACAACUCGUACGAGAAAGGGACAGAUGAAGCACCACCUAAACUCGUCCUCAGGCCAUUCGGCGCUCAUCUCCGCUCUGAUCCAGCACCAGGCUCUUUCUUUUCGCCAACAAGAGACAGAGCAGCACGUUCGCAUCCAUCCACAGAGACAACAGAGCAUAGUAAAGAGAGGAGAAGAGAAGAGUUUGAUAGGAGUAAAAAGGAGAAGGAGGUGGCUGGAAUGUAUGUCGACGAAAACUCAACAACAGCCACACCCAAGACAUCGAAACGUGGAUCAAAAGACAAGGUGGGGAUGUAUUGGUCAUUACCUGCGUCUACAUCGAAGUCUGCAAGACGGACGUCCGGCGUAGCACCACCACCAACGCCGGUUGAGCAGAAAGUGGGCGAUGAUGGCUUCGUCGAAGGCUUGAUUGAGCGUAUAGGGAAGAGCUCUUCGGGUUGGGAAAGCAAGGUACCGCCACAAACGGUAUUGGCAAGAGUAGUUCGAGAGUUGGAAGAUGACUUUGCACACUACAAGGGAAUAUACGGAGAAAUGUCAGAGCAAUUCAAAGUGCUUGACCCAGCAUCAAAUGCACCAAAGAGGAGAGUGCUGACGCAGCAUUUACAUCAAGUGAUAAGUGUGCUUGAGUCAAAGGCAGAUCAAAUAUCUUCUUUAUAUCAAUUAUUAAAGUAUGGAGAUAAAUCAGUAAGCAAGACGCCGUCAAAGAAGGUGUCGUCAGCGGGAGUGACUAGUAAGAGUUGA
Messenger RNA from Wallemia ichthyophaga EXF-994, 2001 nucleotides. RefSeq lists its product as uncharacterized. The coding region runs from base 1 to 2001 and encodes 666 amino acids. The record is from RefSeq and is a predicted model, not a curated record. Gene Ontology annotation, molecular function: microtubule binding. NCBI's taxonomy places the organism in Eukaryota, Fungi, Basidiomycota, Wallemiomycetes, Wallemiales, Wallemiaceae. The transcript has 3 exons.